GCUCAACCACCACCUAAAUUUCAGGUGGCGUGUUCUAGCCAACAUAUGAGUGUAAAACUGCCACCUGGACCAACAUCUGGCCUCAUUGUACAAGAUGCUUCCAGUGGGAUCAUAACAGAAGCUGCUCCUAUUUUGGAGGCUCCAAGUCAUUGUGGGUAUUCUGUAAGAAGGGAUAAAGAUGGUGCCAUCAACGUGAUCCUGCCUUACUCUUCAUGUCACAUGACUCAUAAGGAUGGACAGUACCGAAUUAUAUUAAAAUAUCAAACACCGAAUGGGCGCACAGCUGAGUCCUUGCUGUCAUGUCAGGCUUCUUUCAGUCAAGAAUCAUGUAAUGUCGCACCUGAGCAGCGGCUGGUCUGUGGAUCUGUGGCUAUAUCAUCAUCAGAGUGCCAUGACAGAGGCUGCUGUUAUUGUGAAGACACCCAGUCGUGUUAUUACCCCAUGGACGAAUGUACAAUGGAUCGACAUUUUGUUUUCUCGGUUCACUCAUCUGCCGCGGAUCCGCCCUUUUCCCCAGCCACCCUCGUCACGGCUGGCAACAGCUCUUGCACACCCUACAAAGUUACAGCUGACUUGGCCCUCUUCAAGAUCCCGCUGGAUGAAUGUGGGGUGCACAGAUAUGAGGUGGGUAAAACGGUCAUCUACAUGGUCGAGAUCCUGAAUAGAGUGCAGCCCAUCAGUCUGAAUUACGGCACCAUCACUAGAGAUUCGCCUGUAAGGCUACUGGUUGAGUGUCGGUAUUUAUCCGGAUCUGUGGUAAGUGUGGGUUACCUGGUGAAAAGCCCCUCCCUUGGACCUUCUAUCAAAGCUCAGGGGGUGUUUGGAGUUCAGCUCAGGAUCGCAGAAGAUGAGCUCUACAACAGCUUUUACCCACAAUACCACCAGCCCCUGCGUAUGCUGCUGGGGAAACCCCUUUACCUUGAAGUGCGUCUGCUAAACCCUCCAGACCCCACAGCUAUACUGCUGGUGCAUUACUGUGUGGCAUACCCGCGCUCUGCAAAAUCAGCCUGGAUCAUUAUUUAUGACGGGUGCCCAAAUUUUCUUGACCAGACCCCAACCCACGAGCCUCCUGCUACACCUGCAGAGGCCCUGACCAAUCAUGUUAGACGAUUCACGAUCACUACAUUCCAGUUCCUGUCUGAAGAUGCCAACCUGCAGGCAGAUGAAGAGAUUUAUUUUAUGUGUUCAACGGAGGUUUGUCUGCCCUCAGAUGAUCUGUGUGUCGAGGGCUGCUUUGCAGAUCCCUCUAAUGUGAAGGUCUGAGAAGACUUAUGAGCUGGAUAAAGCC
Molecule: messenger RNA, 1288 nt
Organism: Rhinichthys klamathensis goyatoka
Lineage: Eukaryota; Metazoa; Chordata; Actinopteri; Cypriniformes; Leuciscidae
Product: zona pellucida sperm-binding protein 4
Exons: 11
Coding region: 46-1263 (405 amino acids)
Biological process (GO): prevention of polyspermy; binding of sperm to zona pellucida
Cellular component (GO): egg coat
Molecular function (GO): structural constituent of egg coat; acrosin binding
Source: RefSeq, a predicted model, not a curated record